This is a messenger RNA of Vigna umbellata (rice bean), 853 nucleotides long. RefSeq names its product nodulin-20-like. The record is from RefSeq and is a predicted model, not a curated record. NCBI's taxonomy places the organism in Eukaryota, Viridiplantae, Streptophyta, Magnoliopsida, Fabales, Fabaceae.
UAUAUUGUAAACUUCAUGCACCUAAGUCCCAACCAAACGUAAAUCGGUUUAUGAUAACGAAAACCUAAUCAUGGAGAGAAUGAGAGUCAUACUAAUCACUGCAUUAUUGUUCAUAAGCGUGGUGGUUGCAGAAGAUGCUUCAAUCGAUGAAAGCACUGAUCUUGCUAAAGACGUUGGUAUGAGCUUGGCCAUUGAUCAAAUACUUAAUGGACAAACUCAAGCGUACGAGUUUCCGAGGUUCAUGAGGCUUGUGACACAUUGCGGCUCACAUGUUGCUGAAACAUGCAGUGGAAAUAGUCCAAUGCAUCAUGGCGGUGGUGGAAUCGGUGGCCAAUUUGGGUUGUCUCAAUGUCUUUUUGAUUCCAUGGAAGCAUGCUUGGUAGACCACAAGGCCUCACUUUAUCAAACAACUUCUUCCGAUAACCCUAAACAGUCAAUUCAAUAUUUGCCAGUGCUCAUUGAAACUGUAAAGUUUCAAACCGUCUUGAGAACCUGCUCCCGUGUCACUGCACAAAGUUGUUUCACUGGUUCUAACGUUGAUGCAUCCGCUUUAUCAGCUUGUCUUCUACCAUCUUUGAAUCGCUGUGUGUAUCCUAUGCAACCACCACCACCGUCACCGUCACCCAGGAUUUAUUCUGCUCAAAUUACGCCUGAUCAAGAGCCACCACUGACCCCCACGACUUAUGGGCCACCUCUUGGGCCACCUCUUGGGCCACCUCUUGGGCCACCUCUUGGGCCACCUCUAUUACUGGAAUCUCUCCCCGAGACUCAGCCAUACUCAUAUUCCUCAACUCACAUUAUACCCCUACAAAAUCUCCCCUAUACUCAUUUUUACAGUGUGCAGAGUGCAUAA